UUCUCCUCUGGGUACCAGCUCCUUACUGCCCUGCAGGCAUUGGUGCUUGUGGCCUAGAGAAGGAGGACAUGAAUUCCUUAAAUCCCAGCAGGUUCCAGGAUCUGGGUUCACAGAUAUCUCCAGGCAAGAAAAAGAGGAAGAAACUAUCCCUAUUUCUCACAGACUUAAGCAGGAAACAACUACAUCAUGCAAAAACCCUGCAAAGAAAAUGAAGGGAAAGCCAAGAGCCCCAUGCCAAAGAGAGAAGAAUGCCCCUAUGGAGAAUGUGAACGCCAGCAAACUGAAGGGAAUUUCAGGCAAAGACUGCUUCAGUCUCUCAAGGAAUUUAAAGAGGACAUAGAUUACAAGCAUUUUAAUAAUGAAGAAAUGACAAGAGAGGGAGAUGAGAUGGAAAGGUGUUUGGAAGAGAUAAGGGGUCUGAGAAAAGAGUUUAGGGCUCUGCAUUCUAACCAUCGGCAUUCCUGAGACCGUCCUUAUCACAUUUGAUGCAUUUUCCCCCUGAAUUCAGUUAUUUUCUGCUAUUAAUAUAGCUACCGCUGGGUUCUUUUGGUGUGGAUUUUCAUGCUAAAUAUUUGCUAUCAUUUUACUCCAAUUCUUCAAUAUUCCUUUGAUUUACAUAUGACUCUUGUUACCAACAUCUCAUCUUUUGACCCAAUCUCAUUCAUUUAAUAGGAUGUUUCAUUCAUUUGCAUGAGAAGAUGCUCAUUGAAUAUUGUAAAGUGGAAAUAAAUACAUUGCAAAACAUUAUAUAUACACACAUAUAUAUGCACACAUAUAAUGACCAUUUAUAUGCACUAUAAUGCAAAAAGUCUGAAUUAUUAUACACCAAAACAUUAAUAGUGACUCUCUGUGUGAACUGUACUUCAUUUCUUUUUUUCUGUAUCUUCUCAUUUUCCAAAAAAAAUGAAUACAUAUAUAUGUGUGUAUUAUUUGUGUCACAAAUAGCUAAAAUAAACAGACACAGCUAAAGUACUUGUAAAUGGCAUUUGAAAGGCAGUGAAAGACUUAAUAAACUCUUAUAACAGAGCUAGGAAUAUAAACUUUAAAUCACCUCUGGAUCUUUUAGCCAGAGGAAUAAAACUGGCAAU
Messenger RNA from Myotis brandtii (Brandt's bat), 1088 nucleotides. It is a transcript of the gene TCEAL7, whose product is annotated as transcription elongation factor A (SII)-like 7. The transcript has 3 exons. The record is from RefSeq and is a predicted model, not a curated record. The coding region runs from base 187 to 465 and encodes 92 amino acids. NCBI's taxonomy places the organism in Eukaryota, Metazoa, Chordata, Mammalia, Chiroptera, Vespertilionidae.